AUGCCAGGUUCCCCGAGUUCUACAGCUGUUGGCUCUGGUGGACGGUCACCAAGUAAGGUGUCUGCUGCCCCACGAUCAUCAAGUGGCAGCACAGUAAGACAACGCAAAUCCACUACCACUACAACUGCAGCCAGAAAUCGUAGCACUGGUGCUGGUUCGGGUGGUAUGUGGCGAUUUUAUACAGAUGAUUCUCCUGGCGUGAAAGUAGGUCCUGUCCCGGUGUUAGUUAUGUCUCUUCUCUUCAUUGCAUCAGUUUUUAUGCUUCACAUUUGGGGCAAAUAUACCAGAGCAUAA
This is a messenger RNA of Parnassius mnemosyne (clouded apollo), 294 nucleotides long. Lineage: Eukaryota; Metazoa; Arthropoda; Insecta; Lepidoptera; Papilionidae. The record is from the annotation of a GenBank genome assembly.